This is a messenger RNA of Coregonus sp. 'balchen', 2963 nucleotides long. The record is from the annotation of a GenBank genome assembly. NCBI's taxonomy places the organism in Eukaryota, Metazoa, Chordata, Actinopteri, Salmoniformes, Salmonidae.
GUUUCCUCCACAAUCUUACGACAGCUAGAAGAUGGCGAUGAAACGAACAUCCAUUUAUGCUCUAUGUGUACUGUUUAUGUCAUUAAUUUUUGCUGAGUCGCCACCUCGGCAAUUAAACACGGUAGGAGAGGACUAUACUACUAGAUAGCUACAUGAACAAGCUAGACUCGUAUGUUUACCUGCUGAAUGCAGCUAGCUAGUCAACGUUAGUCAGCUAUAGUACAGUAGGAACGUUAAUCUUGGUAGCUAGCUAGCUAGCUAACGUUACCUUUGUUGCUAUCUGACUCACUGCAGCUAGCUAAUAUUUAUGUUGUUAGCCAGGUAGCAUGAGCGUAAUACUAGCAAGCUAGAAUGCCCUCAAGUAUUAGGUAGCUAACUUAUAUGAUGAUCAUAAUAAUUAAUGGCCUGCUUUCCCAUUCUUGAUUCUCAAACAGGAAAGCAUUCUGAUCAAUGUGACAGCAGGGCCAUUGGAUGAUACACAGGUGCAGGAGUCCAACAACUUGCAGGUAAGCUAUAAUAUUAUGUAGUGUGGUCCAAGAUUAAGCCUGUCAUAAUGGUAUUGAAUAACAACAUAACGUAUAGCUCAAUACAUGUUCAUUUUUAGAUCAACUUGAAUAUUUCAGUGGAUGAAGAUCAGGUGCUCAUCAAUGACAUCCCUGUGGAGUUGUCAGGGGUGACCAGGUUGAACUGCCAAGCCUUGCUGUGUGAGUAGUGAACAUGUUUCUGCUGCUUAUAACUUAGCUACAGCACAACAUUUUGCACCUGAUUAAAACAGCUUUUCACUCUGUUUACAGUGGAUACCACCAAUGGCACAAGUGAAUUUGAAUCUGGUGACUAUGUCUCCACUGUCACCCGGGUGAUGGUGAGCCAGAAUCGCCUGUGGAGUGAUUCAGAAGAGGUGGUGUCUCUCCAAGUGUUCAGCGAGGUCAUCGAGAUGGAGGGGAAAAAGGUAAAGUUGCUUGAUUGAGAAAAGGACAAUAAAAUAAUGGUGUUAGGGUAUUUAUGUAACAGCUUAAGGAGCAUAUUUGCACCAUGGUGGUACAAUGAUGGAAAAUCUGUGAUCUUAUGACUUUGUAUCCUUUUCUAUCAUUUAGGUCCAGCAGCCAGAAAUGUGUGAAGUGAAGAUACUGAUGAGCCCCAAUUUCCAGACACUUGCUCAGUAUAGCAACACCUAUCCCAUUGGACACAGUGAGAUUUUCAGGAUCCCAAGGGAAAAUGAUGUGGUCAUCACAGAUCCAACAAAUCCUAAAAAAGGUAUGCAAGAACAGCUGUUUUCGUUCACUUCUCGUACUCUCACAUGAAAAGGACAAGAUAACUGAAUUCCAUUGCUAAAGCAAUGUUCCUAAAUCAGUUGGUGAAUGAUAAUGAUCCACUUCCUUCUGCUCAGCUGAAGACCAAGUGAUGUCCCAGACCACCAGUCAUUACCCUCUGAAGCAUGCUGACACCACCCAGGAGGAGACUGCUGCCCCAGGCAAGCUCCCAGAGACUCCCCUUCGCAUGGACCCAGACCUGCUGUAUGAUAACAAUGAUGAGGGUGAUGACUUGGGAGGGCUGUCGGAUCAGAUGCAGACAGAGGCACCGCUCAAAGAAUCUAUCUCUUCUUACAGUGUAAGUAAAUUGGACAUCGGAUCCAAAUCAAAACCACAAAAUUCCAUUACUAUAAUGUGCUCUGGACUUAAAAUCUGUUUGCAGGCCAUGUGUCGAUGGGUGGAGGAGGUGAGGGACCGCUUGCGACGCUUCUGGUCUGAGUCCUUGCCCCUGUUCUUCUUGGUCAUGUGGGUGGUGGUGAUUGGUGUGGUUGGGUCAGCGGUCAUUGUCAAGAUCCUGGACAUGUUCUUCCCAACAUGCGAACACAAGUACGUUUUCACACAGGUCCUGUUCAACCUGCUUACAUGAUUGUUGUAGAAUUAAAUGAAACUUUGCCAGGUCAGUGUGCAGGAUUUGUCCUUACUGCCAAGACCAGUUAAUUAGGCACGUCCGUUCUCUCAUCUUUUCUUAAGGGUGAUGCUCAUGAGGAAAACUGAUAAUGUUGUACUUUUCCUCUAGGGGAAUUUUCCAUUUAAAUCCUGUGACUCUGAUGCUGGAAGAUGAGAAACACACCCUGCUGGAGAACAUUGAAAUAGAGGCAGAGGAGGAGAAAAGGCCUUCAAUGAAAACUGAAGAAGGAUGAAGUGGAUGAGUCUGAUUACAUCUGUUGAAAACACAAGGCAUUAUGUGGUUAGAGAAACCAUCAUCUCUUUGUAGCACUUAUUACACAUGCAUUGCAUACACAACAUGAUUCACUUUAUUUCUCAAACAUUAUACCCUCCUCUCAAAACAUGAAUCUGAAAUGUUACUACUGGAAGCAGAGCUACCUACUGCACACUGUGUUACUUUUCAUAUUAUGAUUGUGUUACCUCACAGUGCCUCUGUAACGAUUCUACUUUGCAUUAUGAAAUACUGACUUAUUUUUGAUUGCUCAUUUCAUACUAUUUUAGCAUUCUGACUGGAUGAUACUGAGGAUUUGGUGUUUGGUGUUUGUUUGCAUGCAACUUUAAAUCAUAACAGAUUAACAGCUUUUAUUUACUGCAUUUUCAGCCAGUGCACAAUAUUAUGUUGGAGCCUCACCAAUGCAUUUGUUGUAAAAUGUCAACAACAAAACAUAUUUUGAUCUUGCUAUUGCAUUUUGACUGAACUUGACUGGCCUGUGCUUAGGUUCAUAAAAGGACAGGUGGUCCUAGUCUUGCACCCAUCAUUAUGAGUGCAGUGCAGAACAAAUAAUGAUCAAAUAUUAGAUCUCAUUCCAACCAUUUCAAUUGAUCGAGAAGAAACUGUUAGUUCCUAUAGCUGAAUGAUCUCUGGGGCAUAUUCACUUGACUCUUUGUCACAGAACAUUGCAAAUUCCCCUGCAGAUUUGAGACGCUGCAUGCUUCCUGAUUAGGCGGCAGGUAGCUUAGUGGGUAAGAGCGUUGUGCCAGUAACCG